This is a messenger RNA of Botrytis deweyae, 1749 nucleotides long. RefSeq lists its product as uncharacterized. The transcript is spliced from 5 exons. The coding region runs from base 1 to 1749 and encodes 582 amino acids. NCBI's taxonomy places the organism in Eukaryota, Fungi, Ascomycota, Leotiomycetes, Helotiales, Sclerotiniaceae. The record is from RefSeq and is a predicted model, not a curated record. Gene Ontology annotation, molecular function: metal ion binding; protein binding.
AUGUUGCUAUCAUCGCGUGCGACAAGAAUACUCGAGGAGGUUAAGAAUGGAUGCUGUAUGCUUUAUGGUGCAGAGUAUUUCACUGAAGAUGAAUGGGUGAAAAUAGACGCGUUACUGCACAAGGGAAAAUAUGUUUUUACAAACGGCCCACAAAAACAGUUGCAAGAUGCGUACGAACCCUCGGAAUCUCAACAGCUCGUGAGGAUCGAAGACAAAGCCGUAUCCGAACCUCCCAGCAGCACUCAAGCUGGUCUUCAAGGGUAUGAUGGACCUUCUGAGGAUGAACCAAAAUCUGACGCCUUGGUCACACUGACUAACAAAGGGCAUGGAAAUUUUUCGGGGUCACCAUCAGAUGCAACUUGCUUCCAUUGCCAGGCUCGUCCUCAGCUCCCCGAAAAUGAGACUCGUGCCAAACUGCCCAAGCCAAAAUUUGAUCCUUCCGCAGCGGAAUUUGUGCGCAGUUAUGAGCCAAAGAAGGAGGAAUCUACACAACGUGUAUCAACAAGAGCGAGUGACGAACCGAGAAUAAUCCUUACUAGAAGUAUGGCCAGUUCUGGUACUCAGUCAUUGCCUGUCGGCUCACGAUCUAAGAAGCCAGCAUCUGGCGUCCAAGCAGGCAAGUCUUAUAAAGCCAUCAAAGAUUUUCAACCACCGCCUGAGGCACCUGGCGGGAUCCCAAUAUCUUGUGGUGAUAAAAUUAGGGUCAAAAAACCUAUUGGUACCAAUCUUUGUCUGGGGUUGAAUACCAGAACUGGACUAUUUGGUAGCUUUCCUGUGUCUGCGAUCUUAGAGGACGAUAAGACAAGCAGCAAGAAAACGGAUCAUGGUAGCCCAGCUGUGAAAAAAACUGGCGGCUUUUCGAUGGAUGAUUAUGAUAACAGAAAAACGGCUGAAUGGGAGGAUGAAGACGAAGACGACAUCUUACCACCACCGACUGAGCCACAGAAUACCUCGAACAGUGUCGAAGGAACGAACCAGAUAGAAGGCCCGGAUCGUUCUGAACCUGCUGCUUCGGCUAAUAGUGACCGCGAGAUCAAUAGUGAGAGUGACAGCGAGAGCGCUGGAAUGGAGUCAAGAGUCUCUAGUCUAAAUACAGACCAUGAUGAAGAAGUUGCCAAUGAGCAGAAGCCGGACGAUGCGGACUAUGAAAAUAAGGAACUACAAAUGACCAAAUAUCGUCCCAACAGGUCAUAUAACAGUUCCCCUAAACCUGGAAAAUUUAUGACCACCCGGGACAGACUUCGCAUAGAACCUCAUGAAAUUGUCGUUCCAAAGACUGAAGUCUGUUAUUACUGGGAUAGUCCCAAGGGCUGUCGCUUCCCCGAAGCGCAAUGUCGUGAUCUGCACGAACAUCGCGAGUACACCCUCCAGACGAACAUACGAAACGGCAAAAUCAACCCCGGCGUUCUCUUCGAUGUCGUUUAUGCGAUUCCCUCCCCGGAGCCUGGCAAGCAGCAUCAGCCCGCCGACCCGAGUACCACCGUCGGAAAACGUUUCACGUGCUUCUUUUGGCACAGCCACGCUUCGUCCGAGAGUACCAGGAAGUGUCUCAAUUCUGCGGCGGCGUGUCAAUUCCUUCAUACCUAUGUCGGAAGCGAGGGUAUCUUAUAUAAGGAAGUGCAAAUCCAAGCCUUUAAGAAUCGGAACAGGAAGCCAGUGGCUAAACAGCCGCUUUCACCUCCUUCCGAGGCUGCGGACGGUCAGGGAUGGGGUUCGGCUGAAGACGCGUCUCCUGCUUUAGAUUGGUAG